Molecule: messenger RNA, 1118 nt
Organism: Papilio xuthus (Asian swallowtail)
Lineage: Eukaryota; Metazoa; Arthropoda; Insecta; Lepidoptera; Papilionidae
Product: solute carrier family 25 member 35
Exons: 6
Coding region: 207-1109 (300 amino acids)
Source: RefSeq, a predicted model, not a curated record
AUUCUAGUAGUGUAUUCGGUGUCGAUGAAGUGUGUCGUUCAUUCGCACUAAAUUACAUUAGAAUCUCAAAUAAUUAAAACAAAUACUUAUUUUAUAUGUGCAUAAAAGUGUGGUAAAGCAUUUCGUGAUAUAAAAAAUAUUAUUUUAGGAAGUUUUGUUUUGUAAGUGUUGUUCAAUACAUUUUAAUGAGAGAUUUCUAAAUCGUAAUGGACUUCGUGAUUGGUGGCCUGGCGGGUGCUGGGGCGACCAUAUUCACCAACCCCAUGGACGUUGUAAAGACCAGAUUCCAGCUGCAAGGCGAGCUGCGGGCGAGGCACGAGCAUACGGCGCGGUACCGCGGUAUAUUACACGCCCUCUACGUCAUUGGGAAGAAUGAUGGUAUACUCGCGCUGCAAAAGGGCCUCGCCCCCGCUAUGCUACUGGGAUUCACUAUGAAUUCUGUUAGAUUAGGAAUGUACCAUAUAGCUGAGGUGCAAGGUUGGACAAAGUGUAAGGACGGCGAGAUCAGUAUUAACAAGACCAUGUUCUGGUCUAGCGCGAGUGGCGUGAUGAGCGGUCUCGCCGCAAACCCAGUCUCUGUGGUCAAGACUAGGAUCCAAGCAGCCGCGCAUCCCAGUAUCGCUGUUGGACGACAAUACCGGUACAAGGGUAUGUUUGAUGGUUUCAUCACAAUCUAUAAGAGCGAGGGUUUAGCUGGUUUCUUCGCUGGUGUGAACGCGACCUGUGCAAGGCUGGCAGUCGGCAGCGCAGCACAGCUCACGACAUUUUCCACACUGAAAGAAUAUAUCUUAGGGUUGGGUUACUGUGAGAAUGCACCAGUGAAGCUUGCGUUCGCGGCGAGCAUUGUGUCGGGCGUGUUGUGUGUCCUCCUUGAGACUCCACUGGAUGUUGUCAAUACGCGUCUUUACAAUCAGGGUCCAGCAUCAACAGGUGAGCGACUCUAUAAUGGCGUGCUCGACUGCCUCACGAAGAUUUACACAAAAGAAGGCCUUCACGGACUCUACAAAGGGCUAGGACCACUCUACUUAAGAAUAGCUCCCCAUACAACACUGUCUCUAGUCAUAUGGGAUAUGUUAAAUAAUUUAUUUGAUAAAAAUAAACACAGUUGACAUUAAAAA